GCGUCGACCACCUCUACAACUACUGACAAUACUUCGACUACCGCUAGUGACAAUACUUCAACAAGCACCACCACAGAAGAUCCAAGCUCAACCACAACCACGUCAUCGUCUACAACAACGACGACGUCGUCGAGUACAGAGGUGCCCACGACAACGACUGCUGCAUCGUCGACGAGCACAGAUGCAACGACUGCGACUGGCUCGACCAGCACUUCGUCGUCCUCAUCAACAGCAUCCUCGUCAGCAUCGUCCAGUUCGUCAACGACGUCAAGUAGCUCAGCGAUUUUGGCUGAUAGCAACACUUCGAGUACAGCGACCGAUAGCACCUCUACAACCACGAGUGACUCGACAUCCACGAGCACAACGACUGAAGAUCCAAGCUCAACAUCCACUACUCCCGCGUCCACUACAUCAACGUCUACUGACAGCACAUCAACGGCCGGUAGCGACACUACUUCAACAAGCACAACCACAGAAGAUCCAAGCUCAACUACAACUGCAUCUACUUCUUCUACAACCACCUCGUCGUCGACCACAGAGGCUCCUACGACAACGACUACUGCAUCGUCGACGAGCACAGACGCAACGACUGCGGCUGGCUCGACCAGCACUUCGUCGUCCUCAUCAACAGCAUCCUCGUCAGCAUCGUCCAGUUCGUCAACGACGUCAAGUAGUUCGACCACUGCGGCCGCCAGCAGUACUUCUACUACGGCGACUGGUAACUCUACAACCACUGGUGACUCGACAUCUACGAGCACAACGACUGAAGAUCCAAGCUCAACAACGACUACUGCAGCAUCAACCACAUCGACAUCCACUGACAGAACCUCGACUACCGCUAGUGACAGUUCUUCAACAAGCACAACCACAGAAGAUCCAAGCUCGACCACAACCACUUCCACCUCCACGACCACGGCAUCGACCACAGAGGCACCAACAACUGUUGCAUCCUCGUCGACAAGCACAGAUGCAACGACCGCGACUGGCUCGACCAGCACUUCAUCCUCAACAGCAUCCUCGUCAGCAGCAUCCAGUUCGUCAACGACGUCAAGUAGUUCGACUACUGCGGCCGCCAGCAGUACUUCAAGCACGGCGGCUGGUAGCAGCUCUUCGACCGCUAGUGGCUCGACAGCGACAAGCACAACGACUGAAGAUCCAAGCUCAACAACGACUACUGCCGCGUCUAGUACAGCAACGUCAACUGACAGUACGUCGACUACCGCUAGUGACAGUACUUCAACAAGCACGACUACCGAAGAUCCAAGCUCGACCACAAUUACUUCCACGUCCUCUACUACGGCCUCGUCAUCGACUACAGAAGUUCCCACGACCACAACCUCUGCAUCGUCUACGAACAGUAUUGCGACCACCGCGACAGACUCGACCAGCACUUCUGCCUCCUCGUCCGCAUCGUCCUCAACAGCAUCAUCCAGCUCCUCAUCGACGUCGAGUACUUCGACCACAGCUGCCGCCAGCAGUACUUCCAGUGCGGCGGCUGGUAGUACCUCAAGUACCGCCACUGACGCAUCAUCUACAAGCACAACCACAGAGGAUCCUAGCUCAACAUCGACUACUGCAGCGUCAACCACAACGAGUAGUGGGUAGGUUUCUUGUUAUUUA
Frankliniella occidentalis (western flower thrips) is the source of this 1620-nucleotide messenger RNA. RefSeq lists its product as uncharacterized. The annotation marks the transcript as partial. The record is from RefSeq and is a predicted model, not a curated record. The transcript has a single exon. NCBI's taxonomy places the organism in Eukaryota, Metazoa, Arthropoda, Insecta, Thysanoptera, Thripidae.